GGAUGGACCCUGUUGUCGUGUGUGGCUUUGCGAUGGAGACGCCGGCGGUGGGGAUUGCUCGGGGGCACGCGACACUUGGUGCGGUUUGUUUUUUCCCAUGGAGGGAGGGAAGCCGCAGCAGAGUGCGUGGCUCGGGGCCCCCUCGUGGGUGUGUGCCUCUGCACUCCUGAGCACCGGAUGCUUUGCACUGCUUUCCUCAUCCCCCCCUCGUCUACCUCGAUGGAGAGGAGUGUCACCACCGGGUAGGCAAGACAGGAGACGCGACCCAGAACACGUUGCGCCGCAGUAUCGCCUCUUCAGUACCGGUUGCGGACACGAUACAGCCAAACCUUGUGCCCACGCGCAUCACUCACAGCUGCAGAUUCUCCCGAGCGUCCUUCCAGACGAAAGGCAGGAAACGGAUAUUGCGGGCUCGUCUUCUGGAUCGGCAUGCAUUAGGGUUGCUCUCACUGUUUGGGUUGCGGACACGGUGCAGUCAAACCUUACGUCCACGCAUCGCCCACUCUUGCACAUCCUCCCGAGUGUCCUCCCAGAUGACCGACAACGGAGACCAGCGGGCUUGUCGUUCGGCGGAACACACAGGAAACUUUCUCCCACUGUUGCUAGUGGGGUGGCUCGUUGGGUCCUGCGGUGUGAUCAGCGGUGGGUUGUGCCAGUCCAGGCAUUGCUUGCUGGGUCGACAUCAGUACUGAGGAGGUGGUUGAGGAGGACAAGGCGGUGGGUGUCUGGGUGAGGCACGCGUCUGGUAUUGACUAGGCUGAUUCAGGGGUCAAUGUAACCGGACAGUGCAAGG
This is a messenger RNA of Boeremia exigua, 793 nucleotides long. RefSeq lists its product as uncharacterized. The coding region runs from base 98 to 733 and encodes 211 amino acids. The transcript has a single exon. NCBI's taxonomy places the organism in Eukaryota, Fungi, Ascomycota, Dothideomycetes, Pleosporales, Didymellaceae. The record is from RefSeq and is a predicted model, not a curated record.